Molecule: messenger RNA, 1182 nt
Organism: Anopheles bellator
Lineage: Eukaryota; Metazoa; Arthropoda; Insecta; Diptera; Culicidae
Product: odorant receptor 47b-like
Exons: 6
Coding region: 1-1182 (393 amino acids)
Biological process (GO): sensory perception of smell; detection of chemical stimulus involved in sensory perception of smell
Cellular component (GO): plasma membrane
Molecular function (GO): odorant binding; olfactory receptor activity
Source: RefSeq, a predicted model, not a curated record
AUGAGGGUGAUGGAAAAGCUCUGGUGUAAGAUUAACCCGCCCGUGCUACCGGACAAGAUGUUACUGAGGCAAAAUUUUGACAACUUGCGAGGCGCAUCGAAAGCACCUUUCGGUCAGCAAUUUCGCUUCUACGCCCUAGAACUGUUUCUGACGCUGCAAUUCUUUCCCGUCGCUUACGAUUUGACGACGGUGCUCGAUGACAUCGCGUUUAUCGGGGACGAUCUGUGCGUCCUGACCGGGAUACUGAUGGUUCUGAUGAAGCGCUGGCACUGCAGAAGUAUCGUCGACCAGUUGGACGAGUGCGUGCAGAAGUUCGACGAGUACUACGUACAUUACCGGAGUCGGGGCACCGAGUUUUCCGAGGCAAUACGUCGAGAAACGCUGCCCGAUCGGAUUUUCAGCAUCGCGUCGACUAUAUUGGGUGGAAUGAUGUGUGGUUUCUUCAUCAUGCGAGAGCUGCUCUCCGACGGAGAAUCGCACAUUCUGAGGGCAAAGUUUCCGUUCAACACGGACACGCCCGUUGGCCACUGGUUCGUGUUUGCGAGUCAAGCGAUCCUGCUCUGCCACUCGGUAGUGUCCACGGUUGUGCUCGAAAAUUUUAGUACAGAAAUGUUAAGCCAACUGUCGGUGCUAUUUGUGCUGUUGCGCAUGGAGUUCGAACAGGUCGCCAAAGGACAUCCACUGCCACGUAGUCAGCUCCUGUACUACGACGAGGCUAUCGCUGUCCGCAUAAAACAGCUCAUCGUGCAACAUCAGCAGUUAUUAAGCUUCGCCGAUCGCGUUAAGGAGCUGUACGAAACGAACAUUAUGGGACAGUUUGUAGCUAGCUCGAUCAUCAUCUGCAUGACCGCGUUCGAAGUGAUGUUUGCCAAGGGCCAAAUGAUUCCUAUUUGCCGCUUCGGAGCGUACAUGGCGAUCUGUUUUCACCAAAUCUUCGUCUGGUGCUUCGUUGGCGAUCGUAUGACGCACACGAGCACCAGUAUUCACGAAGCCAUUUUUGCCUGCAACUGGAUCGUGCUGGACAACGGGCUGAAGAAGGACCUCGGUUUUGCGAUGAUGCGCGCCCAGCAGCCGUAUGUCAUAAACGUUUACGGAAUGUUUCCGUUAACGUUCGCCAUGUUCAUUGCGAUUUCGUCGCGGGCCUACUCCGUGAUGACGCUUAUGCAAUCAAUGAUUGAAUGA